GAGGGGAGGAGGCUGUGGUGGGCUCCUGUGAGCCUUUUGGUCUCUAACAAGGUUACAGUUUGGAAGUUCCUUGAGCUGCGGCAGAGUGCCCGAUAGGUAGUAAACCUUACUUAGAGUCACGUUGGGACUUAAAUAACAACAACUCUGGUGCAGAAAUUCCAGUCCUUCUAUUGAUUGCAUCAGGACCACAGUUGGCGAUCCAGGAUAUUGCUGUAAGCUUUCUUUUCUGGCUGGGAUCCACUUUCUCACCUCCCUUACGCGGUGGGUAGCCCUGUGCAAACACCAGGAUGUCGGAGUUUUCUGUCAGCGAUCACUUGGAAGGAAUUCUGUCCGAUUUUGAAGCACUGAAAAGAUCAUUUGAUGUUGAAGAUGUGGAUGAAAUACCAUCAUUUUCAACAACAUCCCCACUUAAUUCUCCAUUCAGCUCUGACCCUUCCAGCAAUAUUCCAGAUAAGAGAAGUGAAACUUACAUAACACCCAUUAGUGGGCAGCCACCAUACCAAUCACGGGUCACUUUCAGCUCUAACACUAGUCCAUUACAGUCUCCUGUCAUGAAACCGAAAAUUAGUAGCAGCUUAUCUUUCAACCGAGGUAUUACAAAAAUGGCUAGAACUAAUGGAAAUGCUGGGAUUGGCUUAAACAGAGUCUCUUCUUUCCAGAGCAGGAUUAACCCUAAUGGAUUCUUGUCAUCAUGUCCCACUAGUGACAGUGACAGCCUUCACAGCUCGACAUCAAGCCUGGAGUAUCAGGCAACCAACAGGCUCGCUUUUUUACCAAUAUCCCCUGAGAUUACAAUGAGUCAAGCAGCCUCUGGCAUUAAAAUCAGCAACAUUUCAAACCCUGUUUUAAAGAAAUUUUCUUCUCAUGGAAACAUGCUGUAUUCUGAUAAUGGCCAGUCAUUACGACUCACAGAAAAUUCAACUAUGAAUCACAUAUCUUUGCCUUCCUUGGAUCUUCAUAUUGCUGAAGACAACAGUAAGGAGGUAAUUUCUUUCUCAAACACAACAUCCCAGCCUUCUCCAACCUGGAAUUCAGCUUCAUCUGUUCAUUAUCAAGAAGUCAUUGCUCCAAUUCAAGUUCCAAAUUCCAAGAUCCUAGAAAAGGAGGCAUCAUUUUUCUCCCCUGAGAAUAUCUGUCUUUCAUUUCUAAAUUCAAAAUCAAGACAAGAGCAACCUUCAAUGAAGCUCAAUAAAUUUCCUCUGAAUCUUGACAGCCUGGAAACUAAAGUCCAUGAUAAUUCAGUUCUAGUGGAUUCUGCUCCAAAACCAUUUCCCCGGUCUCAGUUGAAACUAAACAUGUCCUCUGGUUCAGAGUAUGCCACAGAUGCUGCCUUGGCUACGAACAGAGAUCCACUGCAGCCCGCCUCCCCUGUAAGAGCACCACCAUGUAAUAAAUUUGCAUCAUCUCUUACUAAUGAAAAUACUGAUCCGCCCUCUGUUGCACAAACACCCCAUCUUAAACUGGUAGCUCAGCCUCAGCUGGUUCAGAUGACAUCUCCUGGAUAUUCUUCAACUGUUCCGGUGAACGCCAGUCAAAACCUUAAGGGUAACAAUAAAGAUUCAUGGACUUCCUUCCCAAGAGAACAUACCGAAGCAGUAGUGCAAACAGGUGCUUCUUUUUCACAUUUAGAAAGUCCUGGACAUAGAUUCCAAAGCCAAAAUUUCACUCAGAGUCAAACUGACAUUGUCUAUAAUGAAAAGCUGGGGACUUCAGAGAAUGCGUAUCCUCAUAGGCAGAUGGAGAUUCAUGCAACUAAUCGGCAAGAUAAUGAAUAUGGUCCACUUCUGAUGAGGAAAUCUGGCAGUAAGAAAGAACCUGCAAAGAACAUAGAAGGGAAAACUUACAGCAUGGCAGAAAAAGACCCUGACUCAGAUGUGGAGCUCACACCAAAUGACGAAACUGAAGGCUUGAGCCCGGAACUCUUUGGCUAUGUUGGAAUUGAAGCUGUACUAGAUCAGAUGCGUCGCAAGGCAAUGAAAACAGCAUUUGAGUUUAACAUCAUGGUUGUUGGUCAAAGUGGUUUGGGGAAGUCCACGUUAGUGAACACACUUUUCAAGUCGAGGGUAAGCCGAAAAUCAUGUAUACCAAACUAUGAGGAAAAGAUCUUCAAGACGGUGGAGCUGCAAACAAUUAGUCACAUUAUCGAAGAGAAAGGUGUUAAAUUGAAGCUGACAGUUAUUGACACACCAGGAUUUGGGGACCAGAUUAACAAUGAAAACUGUUGGGACCCAAUAGUGAAGUACAUUCAAGAACAGUAUGAAAAGUACCUGCGGGAAGAAGCAGUUAUCAAUAGAAAACGAAGAAUCCCUGAUUCACGGGUCCAUUGUUGCAUUUACUUUGUACCGCCAACUGGACACUGGCUGCGGCCUUUGGACAUAGAGUUCAUGAAGCGACUUUACAAAAUAGUGAAUAUUGUUCCAGUGAUCGCCAAAGCAGAUACCCUUACUCUUGAAGAAAGAAAAGACUUCAAAAACAGGAUUCGCCAGGGACUAAAGGCUAAUGGAAUCAGCGUGUACCCCCAGAAGGAAUUUGAUGAAGAUGCAGAAGACAGAAUGCUAAAUGACAAGAUAAGGGAAAAUAUUCCAUUUGCCGUUGUUGGUACAGAUAAAGAGCAUCAAGUGAAUGGAAAAAGAAUUCUGGGAAGAAAAACCAAGUGGGGAAUCAUUGAAGUUGAAAAUAUAGCGCAUUGUGAGUUUUCCUAUCUGAGAGACCUGCUCAUUAGAUCCCACCUUCAAGACUUAAAGGAUGUCACACAUUUUGUUCAUUAUGAGACCUACAGAGUGAAUAGACUUAAUGAAAACAAUUCAAUGUCCCUAAAUCUGAGACAUCUUACCUCAUUAAAUGGAGCCAUGGGAAAAGAGGAACCGGAAAGCAAUUUGUGAAGAGAGAGAAAAAUAUAGGCUAAUGUAUAUAGCAAUAAAAAGACAGUAUUUACCACAUUUCUUCUUGAAUUUACAUGCUAAUGAAACAAAGAACAGAGGACAGUUUUGUUACUCAUCUGAGGAGACUAAUUUUUAAUGUAGACUGUCUUUUAUGGGGAAGCUAUUUUUGUUAAAACAUGAAGAGGUAUUUUGCCAUGAAUACAAAUGAAAACAUGGAAUCUUUAAUAGCCACUUGAUUUGAUCAAGGUGACAGACUCACUUUCAGAGCUUAUUUAGUUACAUGUGCUAAAUUAUCUGAAAUAUUGCACCUUAAAAAUAUUUCUGGUGAAAUCUCCAAACAUAUUUUCUGUGUUUAAUGUUGUACAAUUGUAGGCAAACUGCCACAGAAAUGUAAGCAAUUUACUGUUAGCAAAUGGCUGGUACCAACAACACCCAAGGAACAGUGCCUUCAAAAUACGAUGGGUAUGGUGUCUGUUCUGAGACCUGAGCACAUGCAGCUUAGGAGAGUUUGAUGAUGAUGAUGAUGAUGAAAAAGAAAUUCUGUAAUACUGAUAAUGAGGAACAGACUUUGGCAAGGAGCUGAUAUAACCAAGAAAGUGGCUGAGACUUCAAACUGAAUUGUACAUCACAGACGUUCCUCAGUGGCCAUAUGGAAUAGGCAGUGCUGCAUUUUCCAAUGAUCCUACAUAUUUCAUUCGGUUGCUGUGCCAGUGAUAUGUGCACAUCUGCAGUUAGCAGUGUAGGCUGAUGUGUGACUAGCGUCUCAGGUUCACUGUUAGCUUAUCAUGCUUGUACUGCUAUUGAAGACGAUUGAUACUGUUCAUAUCCCUGGGUUCUGUUCACCCAUUUAAUGGGUAGCAGCCUUUCUUUGGACUUCAUUUAACCUUUUCCUUGUCAAAGAACUCAGAUAUGGAGAGAGAACAAAUCCCUUGGGAAAUAUUGCUUGCUGAACGUGCUGACCAUUGUAUCUGACAUUCAGCUAGCUGCACAACCAUUGCUAAAUACAGUGAGAAAACUUAGAGAUAGAUUUCCUAAUACUGACAGUGAAAACAAAUGGAUACACCUCCUAGCAUACACAAUAGGAAGAAUAAUGAAUACAUGUCCUGUUGUCAGGCACUUGGAACUUCUGAUGGAAAUUGCUCAAAUAGCAUGCACUGUACAUCUUUUUUAAUGUUGUAUUCUGGAUAUCUGGUAGUCUGACAUGGUCUAAGACAUAGCCGUUUUUAUAAGUAUAAGAAGAAACUCAGAAACAUAUGAAGUACAGCAGUCCCAGUGUGAUAUGCCAGUGAACUGAAACAUUUUGUCACACAGUUUGAAAAAUAGUCACACUGUCUAAGCAGCAAACAUUUUAAUGCUAACUAUGAAAAUGAGCAGAAGGAAAAAUGACAGCUGAAAUCAUUUUGGAUCCGUAGUUGAUAUAGACGUUUAAUAUACUGAAUAUUCAGAAAUGUACAGCACAGGCAAGAAUCAGCAUUUAAUAGUGGUGGUAUGCAAUGGACUCUUUAGUCACUAGGUUGAUGACAGAAGAGUAUUAAUGGAUCACAAGAGUCUAAGCUUUGGUCUCUGUUCCUGUGUAAUUAAUGUCUUUAACAUAGGACAGCUGUCUGUAAGUUACACCUGUCUUAACCCAAGAAGGGGCAGAAGUAGAUGGCUACUGGCCUUCUUAAAGCAGAACAAAAUACAUCUACACAAGUGAUAUCCUUUCUGAUUUAAGAUGGUAUAAAUGUAAGUAUGUGACACUUCCCUUUGCCUGAGACAAAACACUUAUAUGUGAAUGUUACCAUUCUAAGCUAGAUUAAAGGCAAGCCAAUGCUAUCUUAUUAACUUGGGACAGGACAGAAGCAUGUAAAUGCCAAACUUCUUAUCCUAAAGACCAGUUUUACGGAAUGGUUUUCUUGCUAUUGAGAGAGAGAACAAGUGCUAUCUUGCCUUGCCUUGGGCAGGAGACAGGUGUGCCAAUGAUACCUCUCCCAACAAAGAAUAAGAGGGAGCCAUAACUUAGACAUCUCUGUAAUGUGGGGUAGUUAAGAUAGUUUUGAUAUUAUGUCAAUUAUUUGUAAGUGGGUAAACAAAAUGAUCCUUCUCAGUCCCUUAUCAGCCAUGACCCAGGCCACAUGGGCAAGAAAUAAACGUGAUCUAUAUAGCAGCCAGUCAACCAGCAUCAUUCUGGAGCAAGGAUGGAAAAUAGCAGUGCACAGAAAAGAAAAAGGAAAACCAGAUUUAUGUACAGAGGGUGCACCAUUACAGUUACUGAGGCAGAUGUACCCCAAGGUUAGGUAUAUUCAUGUAGUGAAGUACUGCAGCACCAAAGUAAAACAUCUGACAAUGACAAAUGUAAGGAUUUGAGGAUUCAUGCCACUUACAGGAGCAAUAUGUAUAAAAGCUGAUGUUUCAGAAAAGUUGACGUAUUGUAGGCAGAUGAUUUUUGGGCUCCAUUUAACCUAAUGUUUUACAUACAUAAGGGGUAAAAAGUAUUCAACGUUUAUUCAAUCACUAUAACAAAUUUAAGCCUCAGUGGUUCAGCACAAUCUGACAAUGCAGCCAAACCUAAAAGUAUCAACCAUUGUGGAAAGUGUGAUAUUUGUGUUCAUUUUCAAUAGACAAAAACUUUUUUAACAGCUAAGACACAGAAGGUCAUUGAUAUCAGGUAAUUGAUUAGCUGUGCUGCAUCACAGAUCAUAUAUUUAACCCAAGACAUAUGUAGUGCCUUUUAUACAGGCCAAAUCUUUCAUCCCCUCAAAUUUAGGGUUAAAGGACAUCUCAUGUUUACUGUAGAAAACAAAACAAUGCUUCAUUAAAUCAUACCAGAGUUUAUUCUAAUGCUCUGGUAUGUUUCAAUGGUAUAGAAAAGUGUGCACAUUUGGAACAGAAUAUGACUAAUUUGUUUGAUGUCACUGGUAAGAAGGAAAAUCUGUGGAUUAUAAACACUGGUAUAAUUUUUACUCCUGAGCUGAAUGAAAAUUUCUGAUGGCUCAUUUGCUGUUUUGUAAUUUAUUGCCAUAUUAGAAUAACAUGCUUUUUCUAUUAAUUUUUAGGUUGAGAUAUAAUUUCUACAUUUUGACCAACAGAUGUCACUUGUCUAUCAUUUUAUAUCUGAGUUCGUUGUUUAUAACUUUUAGGAUUCCAUAUUUAUUGCUGGUGUAUGCCUGUAUGUUCUUGCUUUACUGGUAUUACUGCAUUCACAAUCAAAAAGAUUUCUGUAAAAAUAUUUGUUUGUUUACUUCACCUAUUUUGAGAAACAUUUAAAUUAAUAUAAUCAGAAUAAUGAAGAUCUGACCCUGAUGCACAGACUUGUUAUGAUUACAUUGUGUAUUGAUUUUGUCAUGUCAUUUUCAGGAUUUUGCUGGAGUUAAUUGUAACAUAUUCAGCAGUUAUGUUGUUCACAAUUGGUGUUUCUGUUUAACGCAGUGGUGUGUGGCCAUGUUUAUACAAGUGACAAUGCCAUUUGGGUGUUUGGGUUCUGUCAGGAGCUGGAAUACAUUUUCUGUAUUAUUUCAUCCCUUGUGCUGGCUUUCUUCCUUUGGAGGUGUUCAGCUCCUUCUAUGCUCAAGGAUUUUCUUCUGAGGUCUGUGUGCAUGUUUUUGGUGUUACUAAACUCUUGGUUAUCUGUUUCCUCUGUGCCAUACAAAUGACUAUUCAGACACUUUCUGGCUGGCUGAAAAACUGUAUCACAGUCUGAUAUGACAUGUAUAGCCAAAUUCAAAUUAAACAGGUUAUAGUACUCUGUACCACUGCAUGUGUUGACCACUACAAUCUUCUUCAAGAAUAUUUCUAUCAAGAGUAUUUAUAAAUCAUCCAGGCAGCUAUCCAGAUGUGCCUUUUCGAAAAGUAAAGUGGGCAUCAAAUGCAACGUAAGGGUAGGCCUUUUAGCUGCAAUAAUGUGGAACAUGUAAGAGUACUCACUAUAGCCACAGAUGUUUAAGACAUAACAUCAUUACUUCAGGAGGCAGUCCUAUCGUUCUACCAUGUCAUACUGCCCAGGCCUUAAGCUUGCUCAUUAUACCAUCCUUAGUUGUUACUAAGGAUGUGAGUCUUUAAUGUUGAUGGAAUUGAGUUUUUGUAAUGUGAUAUUACCCCGUAGUGGUUUAGCAGUGCAACAUCUACAUUUUUUUGGGGGGUGUUGAUAGAAGCAUUCCUUACUGUGUCAGAUAUUCGAAUAAGAACAAAAUCAUUUGUUGGUAUCUACGUAGGUCACAGCAACAAACAGUACAGAGCAUGGUGGAGUUUGCAACCUUCGUUAUGGCUGAGCUUCUAGAUGAUGUAAGUGGUAUGGAGAAUAACUAGUUACUCCUGGGACAUCAGACUGCUUUCUAGAUCUGGGAGGAAGACAUGCAUACCUGCAGCUAUCCCAAUCUUCUAGCAAAUGUUCUGCAACAAUAAUACUGUUAUCUGAACACCUACAGCUCUAGUGAGUUCACUCACAAAGUCAUACUUACCACUAAUGAAGGACAUUUAAGAGAUGGGAACAGGCAUCUCUCAUGCUGUAAGAAAACUGAGACUUGUGCAUGGCAUUCUGCUGUGGCAAGUAUUUGGUGUGGCAUUAAGGAACGUGGCAUGAUAAAUCUAAGUGGGGAGUUCUACAAGCAGCGAUGAAGUCUGAUAUUUUCAGAUCAAAUAAUCUGCAUUUUAAAUAAAGUUUAUUGCGAAGUGCAGAGCUUUGCCAAGAAUGUGUAACUUAGAUACACAGAUUUGUUCUUUAUAACCAUUUUUCACUUCCUUAUUGAAAUAUGUUUUGCAGUAUGUGUAAAAUCUAUGGAUGUGCAGAUAUCUUCACUAACAAAUAACCAGAUAAUUUACCGUAGGGACAUCCUCCUAGUACAGUUUACUUGAGACUUGACUAGUAACAUUCUUGACAUGGUAGGUCAUUUGUUUGGGAGGUUCUUGUUAAUGUAGUAUAACAGCAUGUUACAGAUGCUGACGUAAUGAUAUCCAGUAGAUUUACAUAUUAGUAGCAUUAUGUCAAUGUAUGUUAAAUGAUUACUGCUGAAUUAUAUUCAUAUAUGAAUAGAAAUUAGCUGCAGACACUUAACAAGUUUUCUACACACAGUUCAUUAGGAGACGGAUGUACCCUGACCAGUUGUGGGCUAUACCGCCCCCACUGAUGAUGCCAGCUGGAAACUCAUCUGUAAGGAGAGAAUAAGCUGUACCAUCUUCAGGAUUUUUUGCACCAAAGUGAACCAUCACUUUUCUCAUCUCAGUAUGUCACUUGCUUCCUGGCAAAAGCCUCAAGAAGGAUUAGUAGGCUUUGUUAGCAUUUGAGUUUUUUCUGUUUGUGUUCUUUAUAUCUCUUAGUUGUUUAUAUUCAAAGAAUUUGGUUAUUGGAGAGGAUGGUAUAGUAUUUAGAUGUCUAAUGAUAUCCCCAGAAAAAGUUACCUAGAAGUGUGCCUCUGGAAGAUGGCUUUCCAUAAGGACUGCCAUUUAUAUAAUUUAUUUUAUCUCAAUGAAGAACAUUAAAUAGUCAAUGAGGAACACUGCAGGAGUUUAAAGACCACUUUCAGGACUGCUAGGAGUCUUAGGGAUUUUUGUUAAGUGUAGAAAGCUACAAGGGAUGCCUUCUCAUCCACCAGCAUUCAGACAUUUGCACACUGCAGAGCUCUGACAACAAUCUGUAUAAUCUCAAAAAAAAAAGCAUUGCAAACACCAGAAAAUGAAAAAAAGAGAAGAAGGUUUUACUCUGGGAAUUAGAGACCCGGUUAACACUGCUUAGGCUUAAGGCUGCCAGUCUCUGUGUGAUGCCCAAACAUGUCUGCCCUCAGACUGUGCUGCUGGUUUGACUGUAAUUCUUCCUUUGAAGGCAGACUGUAGAGUAGUAGUUCCACAAGAAGGCCAGGCUUCAGCAGUUUUGGUGGCUACACAGCAGCAGCAGGUGGUGACAAUCAAGUAUCCAUGAACGGCAUAAUCCCUCCUUGAGAAAAUCAUCAAGAAUCCUCUCCUCCUCACUGAGUACAGCUACCAGAAGAUCCAGGCAACUAGAUGAAAUGGGUACCCACUGCUACCAUGCAACCCCUUCCUGGGGAAGAAAGGUUGUUGGCUCUGCCAGUGCCAAAGACCAAGGUCCUUAUUAAAUUAACACCCAUAGUUCAGACUUCUGCUGCAUUGUCUUUUCAGUCCAAUUAUAAAAGAUUUACAGAGUACUAUCUGGGGGUCUUGAGAGAGCUACCUCAUCUCUUGCCCAGAUUCUGGUAUUGUUUACCUUAGAUCAAGAACACCAAAAUAAAAGGAAGAGGGGUCCCAUCCCUGAAAGGUCCUCAAACUCCAAAAUAAAAGAUGAGGAUGAUACUUAUUCAGGUCACAUCCAUUCUUCUGUGGGGUAAGACACAGACAACUAGGGCCUUGUUUCACUGAGAUCCCCUCCUCUGAAGAUGACUUCUUUAUGGAAACAGUCUAUUUAAAUCUUAAAAGGAAGCACAUCAAAUAGCGUAUAAGAAGUCACAACAACACAGAAAAAUAUUCUGAGUUUUUUAAAAUAAAGAAAGGAUUCAAAACCUUCAAACCUCCCUCCUAGAGUACAGGCUUUUAUGGGUGUGUUUGAUAGCAAUACCCAGAGCAUGCCUACCAAAACCCUGAAUUCUCCAAACUGAAAGAAUGUAUAAGGUACAAGACCAGCACACACAUAUGUACAAAAGCCAGGUGGUCAACCCAUCAGUUGUUUGAAUAUUUCUAGGGGAUCCAGUGUUUUGUCAAACCCAAAGCCUUUUCCAAAUGAUACGGACACUGGUAAAAAUGUCUAUAGCUCUGCCAUAAUGGAAUCUGAUAUAUAAACUGUCAGGCACACACACUCCAGUAGUAGGGAGAUAUCCUGAAGCAGAACAAAGGUACAUUCAAAGACACUGGUUAAUUUGUGAAGGAGAGGGUGGUAAACCAUUCUCUGACUGUGGCUAAGGUGAGGGAAUGUGGAUAUGAUGCAGCUGUACCACUGGAAUGGUGGUUCGGAGGGCAUCUUUACAGAUGUAACACUGUCUGGAUAAAGGGAAUGGCUAGUUGCUGAAUGUGCUACUAAGCUGAGAUAAUACUUGCUAUUCCACUUAAAGAUGUUCAAGAAAUCAGAGGAAAAUGGGAAAACAAUUCAACUUGCUAAACAUCUCUUUCAUCCUCAACCACCUAGAUGUAGCUAAAAAGACUCUUCCUUUAUGGUUAACUAAGCCAUCAUCUUCUGUUUUAACUAUAAUGGAAAGACUUUGCUGGACAUGGCAGAGUGACUGCUACCACUGCAGCCUUUUUUUAAGGAAUACAUCCAUCCAAAGCAUCUGUGAGGCUGCAAAGUAGGCAUUUGUUCACACCAUCUGUGAUCAUUACAUGCCGAGCAUUCAGCUUAAGGGUAGGGCUAGUUCUGAAUAUCUUUUUUAUUAAAAGGCUUUCUCUAGUCCCACACCCAUUUCUUGGAUGAGGAGCUCCCAUUUUUGCUUAGUAAUCUCUCAUUUAUUUAAGAAUAGACUACAGUAAUUUUACUUAUAAUGAAUGUGGUACAGUUUUGUAGGGGUACUUCCCGUAACUGUAGAUGUGGGAAUAAUAGAACCAUUGCUGUAGUGGGCACUCCAAACUGCUUUUUCACUCUUCCCCACUGUUUUGUUGGUUUAAGUAGAAUCUGCCAUUUUGCAGGAUGUACUAAUUUGUGCUAACAAGGUAUAAAGAGAUAGUUAUGGUAAUUUUAGUGUUGAAGUAGAUAGGGUCUUCAACCUUCUAGUUGCAGGGUGUUGAUUAUUGAUAUGCAUGCUGCAUUUGUGUAUGCUGAGAAUUUUCUUCAGGUGAUGGUUAAGAAAGAUUCUUUAUUUCUUAGCCUUUCCUCAUUUAUUUAUCAUACCCUUCUCUUCUAGGUAAGGAUAGGGGAUCCGAGUUACUGUCUCAUUAUAUCUAAGCUUCCAGCAGAUGUCUUCAGUGAAGACUGUUACCCAUCUGAGCCUAAUUCCCAUUUAUUUGUGAAUGAACUGCCUCAACAAAUCUAUUAUUUGAACACGUAUAUUCAUGUUAAGUACCCUCAUGCAGCAGUGCAUAAUGUGUUGUAACUAGGAUAUAUGAAACAUGUCCUGUAUAAUGAGCAGUCAGUCUUUUCUGACUUAACUGAAACUAAAUGUUUAUUUGCAGAACAUCAUUCAUAAUUAUCUGCUAUAAACAAGUACUUUUUCCUGAAAAAAAAACUGAAUACUUAUGUCUGCAGAAAUUUGUGCCUUUUUGUAGAUGGGAAAAGCAUGUUACAAACCCUAGUCAUGAAGUAAAUACUUUCAGACAAAUGAGGUUGAAUAUCCGUUGCCCUGAUAGAAAGAGGUUGAAUGUCCAUUGCCCUGAGAGAAAAGUAUUUAAGCAGUACCCUACUGGGCUGCUACAUUAGUCUUGAGUAACUUAGUCAGUCCAUAUCAGCUGAUAUUGAAGGAAAUGUAAGAAGAGCAAGCACUCAUCCCCUAAAUCCAAAUUUUAUAAAUACAUUAUUUAUGUCAGUGAUGGAUUUUCUGGCAGUUGGUUAGGAAAAUUUAGGCUUUGAGCUGUUAACAAGCUGAUUCCUGUAGUUAGGGGUACAGGGCUUGUUUUCUUCCACCUCUGUUUUCCUGCUGUAUGACUUUGAGCUACUCAGUUGACUAGACAGUGCACCUUGGUCACCCAUAAAAAAAUGUGUCACUUGUGCCCAUGGACUUACCUGUUUAACAAAUAUAUAAAAACAAAUAGUCAGGAUAUGUAAACAGAAAGUUUGCUCAUUGUAAGGAUCUAACUAUUAUAGCUGGGCACCUGAAGAAUCCAUACACCUCAGAGCAUAAGGUGCUGGAUUGCAAAAUGGUAAGCUGGAUAAGCAUCCAUCAGCUCUUAUGUAUGUAUUAUAUGCAUUGUAUGACCAUUAUCAAGUUUUCCUAGUAUUUCUGGGUUUGUUUUGCAAAAGGAACUUGAGCAUUCUAGUAGGAUGACCUGGUUAGCAAAACCACAGUAAAUAAAUAUUUUCUAACAAAAAAAAAAAAUCAUUGUUAAAUAUUCUUUGGCAGUGUGGAGAGCAAUGUUUGGAGAAAACAGAAUCAAAAACUUUAUCCAGACUAGUGUCUUCGAAAUAAUUUUGCCUUUGACAUUACUGUUGUACCUAUGUACUUACUUUCCUUUUACCAAGGACCACCUGUUCUGAUCUUCUAUGAACUAAUGACUACAUCUCUGAAGUGAGUUCUAAAGUGAAGACAGGUGUCACCUACACCAGAGGAAAUGAUUGUAUAGUUUUCAAUUUGUUUUGUUUUAAUUCUUUGUAUAUUUUAAAUAUUUUUAUCCCUGUUUUCAACAGCAGAGAUUAUUUGUUAUACUUUCAUAAUAUUGGAAAUAAUAAAAAUGCUGCUUUAAUGUG
Protopterus annectens (West African lungfish) is the source of this 12192-nucleotide messenger RNA. Its product is annotated as neuronal-specific septin-3-like. The record is from RefSeq and is a predicted model, not a curated record. The coding region runs from base 288 to 2882 and encodes 864 amino acids. Gene Ontology annotation, cellular component: septin complex; cell division site; septin ring. Gene Ontology annotation, biological process: cytoskeleton-dependent cytokinesis. Gene Ontology annotation, molecular function: GTP binding; GTPase activity; molecular adaptor activity. NCBI's taxonomy places the organism in Eukaryota, Metazoa, Chordata, Ceratodontiformes, Protopteridae. The transcript has 12 exons.